AUGUAUAAUCCUUACGGUAAUUCAGCUGAUGCAUAUCAGCAACAACAAAACACUCAACUGCAGCAGCACAUGUCAAAUUUACAACAUCCACAACCAAUUCAUCAUAUGACACCUCAAGCACAACAAGCAAAUCAAAUACCACAACAAGCACAGCAACAAUCAAUGGGUUCCCAAUUCAAUUUUUUGAAUGAUCCAGCUGCUGCUCUAGCUUCACAAUUUGCACGUACUGGUUUUGAACAAUCAAAUCAAUACAUUCAAGAAAAUUUUGGAAAUAUCCAAGGUGAUAUCAAAUACUAUUUUCAAGUUAGUAAUUCGUAUGUUUUGAAGAAAAUUCUUUUGAUCUUGAUGCCAUAUACACAUAAGGAUUGGAAUAGAAUUGUCACUAAAGAAACAGGACCAAAUCAAUUCUUACCUCCAAGUCUUGAUGUCAAUGCUCCAGAUUUAUACAUUCCAUUAAUGUCAUUUGUCACUUAUAUUUUAUUAUGGGCAGCUUUUCAAGGUUUAAAUGGUGAAUUCCAUCCACAAUUAUUUGGUUAUUUGGCUUCCCAAACAUUGGCAUUUUCUAUUUUGGAUGUUGCUAUAUUUAAAACCGGUUUGUAUUUGUUGAGUUGUCCACAAUCAAAGAUGUAUGACAUUGUAAGUGUUUCUGGAUAUAAGUACGUUUCAAUUGUUGUUUUGUUGUGUGUCAAACAUCUCGUUGGUGUAUACUUGGGAUCAUUUUAUUACUUGAUUGUAUUGGCUUUAAUUGCUAGUUUAUCUAUUUUCUUGAUGAGAUCAUUAAGAUUUCUUAUAUUACCACAAGGUAAUGCAAUGAAUAAUACCAUUAAUAGCAAACAAAGAAAGAUCAGAAUUCAAUUUUUGUUUAUUUACUCGGUUAUUAUUCAAGGUUUGAUCAUACUUUAUAUGUGCAAAUAG
Candida tropicalis MYA-3404 is the source of this 915-nucleotide messenger RNA. Its product is annotated as protein transporter YIF1. Gene Ontology annotation, biological process: endoplasmic reticulum to Golgi vesicle-mediated transport. The coding region runs from base 1 to 915 and encodes 304 amino acids. Gene Ontology annotation, cellular component: Golgi membrane; endoplasmic reticulum-Golgi intermediate compartment; endoplasmic reticulum membrane. The record is from RefSeq and is a predicted model, not a curated record. The transcript has a single exon. Lineage: Eukaryota; Fungi; Ascomycota; Pichiomycetes; Serinales; Debaryomycetaceae.